AUGGAAGUAGAGCUCAUGGCACAAUUCACUGAACACACGAGUCGAGAUCGAGCUCAAAACAUCAUCAAACGAAAGCGUACGAAGCGUCAAAGGCCCUGGUAUACCACUUCCGGCAAUACAACUCAUGAAGACUACUGUUCGAUUGAUAAUUCUACACCUGAUCGCUGCCAGUCAAUGGUUAUGUCAUCCGAAGAAGACGAAGAUAUGGCGAAUUGUCUAAUUAUGCUAGCUCAAAGUCAUGUUUCUCCGGCUGAAAACAAAUCCGAUCCGAUUCAUCAUAAAACAACAGAGAAGAUGAUCACAACUAUCACAGAUGUUUACGAGUGCAAAACGUGUAACCGUACGUUUCCGUCGUUUCAAGCGUUAGGCGGACACAGAGCAAGUCACAAGAAGCUAAAACUUAACGUGGAAGACAAGAAAUCUACUUCAAUGAAUAACCCUUCUCACGAAGAUAACGAUCAACAGAAAACGGUUACAGAAGACAGAGAAAACACGGUAUAUGAUAUAAUUUACAACAAUAACGACGAGAAGUUUCCCUUGCCAACGAUAGGUUACGUCCAAACUGGUAACAACAAAAUAAAAGUACAUGAAUGUUCAAUAUGCGGAUCGGAGUUUUCAUCCGGUCAAGCUCUUGGUGGACACAUGAGAAAACACCGGCCGGUUCCGGUUUCUGUUAACCGGGUAACGGAAUCUGUAACGGAAAAGUCACCGGGAGGUAGUACGAGUUGUAAGUUAUCGUUAGAUCUUAACUUUCCGCCACCGGAAGUGGUAGACGACGUCGUUCAAUCGAAGUUUCAAUUGGGUUCUUCACAACAACAUUUGGUGUUUUCUGCUCCUGCUUUGGUAGAUUGCCAUUACUGA
Helianthus annuus (common sunflower) is the source of this 861-nucleotide messenger RNA. RefSeq names its product zinc finger protein ZAT5-like. The transcript has a single exon. NCBI's taxonomy places the organism in Eukaryota, Viridiplantae, Streptophyta, Magnoliopsida, Asterales, Asteraceae. The coding region runs from base 1 to 861 and encodes 286 amino acids. The record is from RefSeq and is a predicted model, not a curated record.